AUGCAAGUUGGACAGCUCCCUCCGGGUCCCGAGACAGGAAAUUUCUACAUCCCGAUUUGCAAUUUACCAUUCGACACAAGAUGGCAGGCGCUUAAGGAAUGGCUUAGCCGCGACUGUGAAGUCGACUACAUUCAACUCUACCACCCCACCUCGGGCUGGAUCAGGGUCAAGGGGCCAUACAAUUUUUAUCGUGCAUGUGAUCGUUUGAAGGAUGGAGUGUUCAACGGCAGACGCAUCAUUUACGAUGACAGCAACAUGACGAGUGCAAUCGUCGUCAAGGAAGUGCACAAUGACGAGAACGCGAUUCCAGUGAACGGUACCGUGAGGUCUCGCCAACCAACCCCUGCACCAUUCUCUGCACAAAUCGACCAUCAACCCGCACCAUACUCUUACGCAUCCUCAGAAGCAUCAUCGUUUGAACAACAAGUUCCAACGGACCUCGGACACUUCAGCCAGGGGUAUGAUGGCACUCAGAUACAGGGAGCAUGGUGCCCUGAAUACCCUGCGUACGUGUCCAACAGUGGAUUCUUUGCGAGCGCCGCGGCUCCAACCAACCAACCCAGCCAGGCUGUCUCUGUUGAACAUAGACGAAUCAUAAUUAGACGGAUAGGACACAGCACUCCGGAAGACCAGAUCAAAGCGCUCAUUAAGCAAAGCCUGGCACGAGUUACCCCGGUAAAGGCCGAGCUCCAGAGGAUCGACGUCCCCCGAGGAUCAGGCAGUCAGAACAGAGGACACGCCUUUGCAACAUUUCGAACCGCAGACAUUGCUCGAAGCGUUGCUGAGUCGCUCAACGGCAAAACUUGGAACUCCCGUCGGCUCGAGGCGCGUCUUACUACGGAAGGUGUCGCAGAGGAGCAGGCGAGCCGCGCGUCUCCAACGCCGACCUCGACUUGUUAG
This is a messenger RNA of Colletotrichum siamense, 900 nucleotides long. RefSeq lists its product as uncharacterized. Gene Ontology annotation, molecular function: mRNA binding. The transcript is spliced from 5 exons. Gene Ontology annotation, cellular component: cytoplasm; nucleus. NCBI's taxonomy places the organism in Eukaryota, Fungi, Ascomycota, Sordariomycetes, Glomerellales, Glomerellaceae. Bases 1 to 900 code for a protein of 299 amino acids. The record is from RefSeq and is a predicted model, not a curated record.